UCUCCUGCGUGUCUCUGCCAAUCUCGACAGGUUCGUGCAGGUUUCGAGAGACUCUCGUAUACAUCAUGCGUAUCUAGACAAUUUAAAAACAUGGCUACCAUGUGAAGAUAAAUUGGUUGGUUUGCACGCUGUAAACAAGUUUGUAUUUAGUUUGUCAGGCUAGUUUUGUUUUGUGUACGUGACCGCGCGAGUUGCCGAGCGACAGGAGCUUUCCUGAGAUGCUGGUGCUGGACCAAGUAGCAGUUGAGGAGCCCAAGUAGCUGUCGGGAGUGAAAGUCGCGCGAACUCGUAGCUCAAAUCAAUCCUGUGUUUCCUGCGGACUACUUCGACGUCCCCCGUUCUCUUCGCGGAUUAUCGGGAGGAGUCGUCGUGCCGUCACGAGCUGCGGAUGUAAAAACGAUCCGACUGAGAAGAUUCUAGAAGGGACGGAUGCGAUAACUUGUAUAUGCCUGUCGUUUGCAAUAGUACAAUUAUUUAAACAACAUCCAUGGAUACCGCAGACUAUGACACCAUUGUGCGUCACCCGAGAACCGUAAUCCAUCUCGAUGUUGAUUGCUUCUAUGCCCAAGUGGAGAUGCUCAGGCAUCCGGAAUUUGAGGGAAAGCCCUUGGGCGUGCAACAGAAGAACAUAGUGGUCACCAGCAAUUACCUGGCCAGGGAGUACGGUGUAAAGAAAUGUAUGCAGGUGCAGGAGGCUUUACGUCUGUGUCCAGGACUGGUCCUAGUGAAUGGAGAGGAUCUGACAAAUUAUCGUCAUUAUUCCACUAAAAUAUCAGAUAUUUUGCACCAAUUCACACCACUGGUGGAGAGACUAGGCUUUGACGAUAAUUUCCUCGAUGUGUCAUUAGUGGUGGAAAAACAUCUCAAGCCUCAGAAUGAUUCAGAGCUCGACAUGAGCGGCUCUAGCAUGGACGAGAUACUAAAGGAAUCGGUUAGUAAGAUAUUUGGCCCUUCAGAGGAGGAAUGUCCAUGUGGGUGUCACGUACGCCUGAUAAUCGCCUCCAAGUUAGCAGCUGAGAUAAGAAAUCGCAUCUUCCAAGAGCUGCAUCUCACAUGCAGUGUUGGAAUAGCGCACAACAAGCUGCUGGCUAAACUGGCUGGAUCUCUGAACAAACCGAAUCAGCAGACACUCAUCUUCCCAUGCAGUGGUCCGAUGUUGCUCUCCGCAAUGGGCUCUAUCUCUAAGAUACCUGGUGUCGGGCAAAAGACUAUGGAAUUGCUGCUGUCGAAUAACAUCAGGACGGUAGACGAUUUGCGUAGAAUACCGCUGCAGAAUCUUGAGCUGAAGAUUGGCGUCGACUUGGCGAGAAAGUUGAAGGACAACGCGGAGGGUAUCGACGAAACAGCGGUAAAACCGUCCGGCAAGAAGCAGUCUAUCGGCCUGGAAGAUGGAUUCAAGAGCGUGUCGCUAGUAGCCGAGGUGGAGUCGCGAUUGGGCGGGUUACUGAGGAGAUUGACGGAAAUGGCAAUGGAGGACGGCAGAAUCCCCGUCGGUAUGAAGGUGACCGUGAGAAAGCACGACCUGAAUAAGCCCACUUCCGGCAAAAGAGAGAGCAGACAAUGCGCGUUGCCGAAGCAUCUCUUACCGUCCACGAAAAACGGUGUGUACGAUCACUGCAAGAUGCUAGCGCUCGCCAUGAAACUGUUCCAUCGCGCGGUUGACGUCUCGAAGCCGUUCCACUUGACACUGCUUGGAGUCGCGUUUACCAAGUUCGAGGAACAGUCCUUCGGCAAGAGCAGCAUCACAUCUUUCCUGCGCAAGCAAGUUGCCGUCCAGUCCGUUCUGGACAUUACUUCCGAAGAGGGUAUCUCGGACGUGAGCCUGGGGUCGCCGAUGAGUAUUAACCAGGACAGCAACGACGGCUCGGAUCAGUCCCAGUCGGCAAUGAACGCGAUGAACACCUCUGGGCCCUCGAGUCUCUCGUGCUCGCCAAUCUCGAAAUCUCAGUGCAUGGCGAGCCAAAACGCGGAGGACGAGCUGCAGAACGAGGUGGAGCCGUUGCAGAAGAAGACUAAGCUAGAAGUGUGGCUGAGCGGUCGCCGAGAGUCGCCGAGCAACGAAAUGAGAUCCGACCUUGUGUUGGGAUCCACGUCGCCCAUGCAGUGGUCGCCCACGGUGGACGCCACGGUCAAGUCCCUGCCCAUCGAGAGGAGAGAAGUCACGCGUUCCUGGCCCACCACCAGCAAACCAAAACCAAACAAUAUACUUAAAUACUUCAUAGCUAAUAAGUGACCGAGCUCUAUAGUCUAGUAUCGAAUAUCGUCGCUUUUUUACAUGUAUACGCUUCAACCGACAACAUUGAAUGCCAGCAGCCGUGUGUGAUGCGAGGAAUAAUUAUUAACUGCACGUUAAUCUUGAGACGAGACGAGAAAGAAAGAGAGAGAGAGAGAGAGAGAGAAAGAAAGAAAGAAAGAGAGCGAAGUAUCGACGUACGGUUAAAAAUUAUUCAGUACGUCUAUUAGUUGUUCACAUCUCAUGUCACGCGAGAGAGUUCAAUUAACGCCUCGGCCAAAGUGCAUUUGCAGAUUUUACACGACAAACGACAUCAACAUUACAUAUACAUAUAGUUAUGUGUUCAGUUGCAUUUAUUACCUAUGUGCAUCGUCCUACUUGCAUAAACAUCAGGGACGUUUUUCAGCUAGAACGUAGUGUGAUAAGAUCACAUUUAAGUCUUUACAGUAAUUCGCGUUCCUUUGUAUUACUUUCGCCGCAAGUAGGGUGCGAAGACUCUCUGCGUAUUUGCUGUUACGUGCAAUUGCAGUUUUCACAUACGCGCGUAAUAGUGAAUUCUCUUGUUCGUUUACAUCGAUACACGUAUUUAGGGCAGAUCCAUUUUUCCAUCAAACAAAUUUAUACCACGAAGGGAACAUUUUUACCUGAGACAUACCAUGAGAAGUUUAGUUACGAAAAAGUGUAUUAAAAAUAAGGAAGGAAAACAGGGUGCACCCGGGAUCUAACGAGGGAAAUGAGGUUCCUCUUUCUUUAUUUUUUUUUUUUUUUAUCGUGGAACUGACGGUGUCCCAAGUAUUUUAUGUGUAACUAAUUCAUAUUAUUUCAAAUUAAUUUCUUAAUGUAUUUUCUCUUACUCAUAUUCUAAUGUAAUUAUCGCUGAAAUUUGUUCAACGAUAAAGUCGUUAAUGGUCAAUUUGAGAUUUGAGAAACUCGGACAAGUUUUGUUAAUUAUCUACACAAGACGGUGCCGAUAAACUCCGAAGCACCGAAAAAAAAAAAAAGAGAAUAGUUCGUUGCUGUCUAUAAUGAUAUCCGAGAAAAUAGCCUGCGGCAACGUUUUUAUGCGAAACGAGGCGCUGACAUUUGAUGUUGUGUAUGACUCGCGAUUUUGGAAAAAUAAUCAUAUAAUUUAACGUUUCCGCUCCCCGAAAGAAAGAAUUCUAUUUUUAGUACUGUGUUGAAUGUUAUCUUAUAAUAGGAGAUCAUAACCGAGCUGCGUCUUCGACGAGUAGAAUUUUCGAUAUCGAGCGAAGGCGUGAUGAAGUCGUCUCCUCGCGGUUGCGGAUUGUUGAGCGUUUUUUCUCCACACGCGUUUUCACGGUAUCGAGCACCCACUCCGCGAAAUCACGUCGGUUCCGAUCCCCGCUCUUGCGAUACAUCUCUACCUUGAGGAGGAGAGCACGGGAAGAGAGGCGGACUCUCUUUUGCUUCAGAGGUACAGAUGUAUGUGCGUCGAGUAUAUAUUUCGGCGAGACACAACGCUAGGAACAAAUACUCGGUUAUUCCCGUCAGGGCCACUGGCGCGGAGCUCCAUUCAGAUGAAGAGUAAAUGAGUAAUUAUAUAUAGUAUAUAUAAACGUGUAUAUUAUAUUGUGUAAUUAUCUCUGAGGAAUGUACUAGACAAUCAUAAAGUUUUAAUGCCGCUUCAGUAUGGUACACGGUGAUUGUCAUAUACACAUAUAUAAUACACAUACACACACGCGAUAGUUAAAUAUAUAUAGAUAUAUAUCUCGAGAUACAGAUUAGCACAUACACACACCACACACACACACACACAUGCACACGCCAGAAACGCCGAUCCAUUACUGAGCGUGCGACACCGGACGUUCAACGACGAAAAGAGCCGCAAUUUUACUUUUUGCAGAUACUUAAGGAACACACGUGUUGCAUGCGGGUGAAAGCAAAGUCCGCAGGUGAUAAACCGAAACAAUGUAGCUUUUGUAUUUACACAAGACGGGAUAUUCAUUAAGAUUGCUUACAUUCUUUAAGGGCGCGACGGGGGAGGAGGGGAAGAACGAGCGUGAGAGAUAAGAAGGAAAGGGAGAGAGUACGGAAGAAGGAGAGACAAGCGAUGCGAAGAGAGAUGCAAUGAUAUGCGUAAUAGAGAUUACUUAUUACUACCGAGCUUUUCUAUUUUUAUUUAUUUACAACAUAGGCGAGAAACGGUACUGUGUCUUGAUUUUAAACCUCUGGUUGUGAAUACAUGCAUAUUUUAUACGGACUUGUUCGCGGGGGAAAUGCGCGUUGCGGAACACACGCUCGACGACGACGACGUCGCCGUCGUCGUCGUUGUCGAGGUUGCGCUUGAACGCGGGACUUCGCGCUUGGAAUAAUAACACGUCGAAUGGUCGUUGUAGUAUCGCUGCUAGGUCACAACGCCACUCCGACCGUGUUAGAUGCGACGUUGAAGGCGACUGGUUUGACUUUGAUUUGUUUUGAGAGUGACAACGCGAUUCUGCGCGGCUCGCAUUGCCUCCGAUUCGUCUCAAUAAAGAAACUUCGAGUUGAACA
Harpegnathos saltator (Jerdon's jumping ant) is the source of this 4744-nucleotide messenger RNA. It is a transcript of the gene PolI, whose product is annotated as DNA polymerase iota. Gene Ontology annotation, biological process: translesion synthesis. Gene Ontology annotation, molecular function: damaged DNA binding; DNA-directed DNA polymerase activity. Lineage: Eukaryota; Metazoa; Arthropoda; Insecta; Hymenoptera; Formicidae. Bases 488 to 2233 code for a protein of 581 amino acids. The record is from RefSeq and is a predicted model, not a curated record. The transcript has 2 exons.